Molecule: messenger RNA, 354 nt
Organism: Pestalotiopsis fici W106-1
Lineage: Eukaryota; Fungi; Ascomycota; Sordariomycetes; Amphisphaeriales; Sporocadaceae
Exons: 2
Coding region: 1-354 (117 amino acids)
Biological process (GO): tubulin complex assembly; post-chaperonin tubulin folding pathway
Cellular component (GO): microtubule cytoskeleton; cytosol
Molecular function (GO): beta-tubulin binding
Source: RefSeq, a predicted model, not a curated record
AUGCCGGCCCCAUCACCACUCAAGAUCGCGACCCAGGCUGUCUCGCGCCUGGUUACGGAAGAAAAGUACUACCAAAAGGAGCUCUCCUCGCAGAAUGCUCGCAUUGAGAAGCUCGACGCCGACAUCAAGAAUGGCAGCGACACGGACAGCAAUGCCGAAUUUAUGCUGAAGCAAGAGCAAAAAGCAAUGGAGGAGACAAAGGCCGUCUUUGGACCCCUGAAGCAACGCAUAUUCGAGGCCACCCAGCGGCUCGAGGAGCAAAUCGCCACGGCCGAGGGCGCCCAAGAUGCAAACCAGGACGAGUUGACCAAGGCAAAGGAGGUGCUCGCCAGUGCGCCCAAGGAGGAGGCUUGA